CUUCUGGUUGGCAACACUAAUUUAUUAUAGAAUGGAAAAAGAUUGUUGAAAAAAGUAGCUUAAAAAUAUUUUUUUAAAAAAAUGAGUCAAAUUAGCUAAUUUAUUUAUUUACAAUAUGAAUUUACAAUCAUUAUUUCGUGAUUUUAAUCCAAGUAAAUUUAUUGUACAUUGCAGUUUAUUUACAUUUAUAGCACUAUUCUGCUUAAAACUCGACGGAGAUAUUGAUUGGCCUUGGUAUGCAGUUUUUACACCACUUUGGGUAUGGAAGGGUAUAACAAUAUUAGGAGCAACUGUAGGAGCUAUAGUAUGGUGUCGAUAUCCUCACUAUAGAUUGGAAGGAGAUUCAUAUACACAAUUCAAAGCAAUGCUUAUUUCAUUGUCAUUACAUUUAAUACUGUUAAUGUUCGAACUAUUAGCUUGUGAUCAAUUAACAUCAAAACGUCAUUUAUGGGUAUUGGUAUUUAUUCCUUUAAUAUUUGGCAGUGUUGCUAGUGUCGGAGCAUGUGUUUGGGCUGUUAAACAUGAUCGCUCAUUUGAAUUAGAAUUAUUUUUAGCAGUAAAUGCUUUGCAAUUUGUAUCUUUGCCAUUAAAACUAGACCAAUUUGUUUCAUGGAGUUGGGAAGUUGUUUUCGUACCACUGUGGAUAGUUGUUUGCUUAAGUCUAGUCAGUGUCCUGUAUAAUAUUAUAUUCUGUGGUAUAAUGAUGAGAACACCAGAAAUUUCGUUGCAACAAAAAAAGGCGGCUUUACAUUCAGCUAUAGGUAACGCUUGCACCGUGCUACCAUUAUUAUGUUUUCAGGUCAUAAUUGCAGAUAAAUUGGAAGGCGAAUUAAAAUAUCGUUACAUAAUUAUAUUCAGCCCAUUAUUAGUUGCUGUUUUUACUUUAAUUAUACUGAGCUUUAGUGCAAAAGGUGGUAAUAAAUGGUGGUUUGGUAUUAGAAAAAGCUUUAGUCAGUUUUUAUUAUCUGCACUACCAUUUUUACAAGAAUACGGUAAUAUUGAUAUAUCAUACCACACAGAAACCCAAUCAGCUGGUCAAAAUGUUCCAUUGGAUUCAAAUGUUCAAAUGGAUGAUUUUGAUAGAAAUGAUAAAAAAAGUAGAAAAGGGCUUAAUAAAAAAAUUGAUCACCUUAAACCAGUAGUUCCAAUCAUUAGUAUAGAUAUUCCAGACUGAAUAUAUUACAUUAACAGCAGAUUUUUGUUUUAAUUUGAGUUACUUUAUAAGUGUAAUAAAAAUAGUAAAAAUAUGUUUUAUUUUGUAUUCUUAAAAAAAAAAAUUUGCAAGUUGUUGUUUAGGAAGAAAGCUUUUUA
Condylostylus longicornis is the source of this 1311-nucleotide messenger RNA. Its product is annotated as transmembrane protein 185B. Lineage: Eukaryota; Metazoa; Arthropoda; Insecta; Diptera; Dolichopodidae. The record is from RefSeq and is a predicted model, not a curated record. The transcript is spliced from 7 exons. Bases 116 to 1174 code for a protein of 352 amino acids.